GGCCAGAGAGGAACUGGCGGAGUCCGGGAGGGAGUGUCAGAUUUCAAACUCCAGCCCAGCCAUUCAGAGAGGCGCGAUGUGGGGGACCCACCUUGGGCUCCUGGUCUGUGUCCUGGGCAGCGUGUGCUUCACCAGAGCCUAUCCGGAUGCCUCCCCAAUGCUCGGCUCCAGCUGGGGCGACCUGAGUCACCUGUACACAGCCUCGGGCAGGAACAACUAUCACCUGCAGAUCCACAGGGACGGCCACGUGGAUGGCGCGCCCCAUCAGACCAUCUACAGUGCUCUGAUGAUCAAUUCCGAGGAUGCUGGCUUCGUGGUGAUAAGAGGCGUGAUGAGCAGGAGGUACCUCUGUAUGGAUUUCAGAGGCAACAUUUUUGGCUCGCAUUACUUCAACCCGGAGAACUGCAGGUUCCGACACCGGACGCUGGAAAACGGCUAUGACGUCUACCAGUCUCCUCAGCACCAUUUCCUCGUCAGCCUGGGGCGGGCGAAGAGGGCCUUCCUGCCGGGCAUGAACCCGCCGCCUUACUCCCAGUUCCUGUCCCGGAGGAACGAGGUCCCUCUCAUUCACUUCAACACCCCGAAGCCGCGGCGGCACACGCGGAGCGCCGAGGACGACUGGGACAGCGACCCCCUGAAGGUGCUGAGGCCCCGGCCCCGGCUAAACCUGGCAGCGGCCCCCUGCUCCGAGGAGCUCCCGAGCGCCGAAGACGACGACAGCGUGGAGGCCGACGACCCCCUGGGCGUGAUCCUGCGCAGCAGGGUGGACAUGCGGGCAGUGGGAGUGGGCGGGAAAAGGUGCCCCCGCGACCCCUAGUCCACCUAGGGAAACGGGAAGAGGAAUGCUUUUAACCGGUCCUUCCCGAACUGAACCACCUCUAAAGGGAGCAGCGACCUUUCCACUCCAAGGAAGGGGAAGGUGGAGGUGAUAUGUGGGAUCAGCUGCUUUUCUGCAUUCCCUUCCGCAGAAAGACCCCUGCGAAUCCGCCUUGGAGGCCUGAGCUAUGGAGGCUCCGCCUUCCUCACGCACAUACACGCCUUUCUGGAUAAGCAGAAACUUCCUCUUCACUAACGGGGGAGGAGGGAUUGUUUUCUCUGUAUUUCUAUUCCCUGAGCCUCCCUUCUUAACCGAUUUAGCGUAAAAAAGCAAGGGCUAGCGGGUUUACUACUUCUGAAGUGCGGGGAGAGGGCAGUACAAGCAGCCUUACCUCCCCCAGGGCUCCCCACACUGUUUUCUGCCCAGGCCCCACUGGCAUUUGAGCCUGCAAGACUUGAUCCAGGGCAUUCACAGGGGAACCCGGCAAGCUGAUGAAAAUCCCUUUUCAGACUCUGUCCUUCCUUGAGCAUCUUUGGGGAAGAGCUGUCAGAAAGAUAGGUGGUACAAUAUGGAAAUACAUUGAGACUCUUCUAAGAAGCAUUUAAUUAAGUCUGUGCUUCCAGGUUGAGUGGCAAUCCAUUCUGGAUGAGUCACAAAAGUUACUGUUCCAGGGAAGGGGGGACCUUGAGGCAAUGGGACUGCCUGCGUUGGGUUUCUGUGGACUGGCACAUCCUGUUCCCCCUUUUUAAUUUUCUCAAUGAAGUGGCCUCAAGGGCUCAGGGGGAAAGAAGUCCAAUCACCAGGGGACCAAGUGUAGGAGUUAUGAGAAGACAAUCCUCAGUGCUGUUGGCCAUGAUCUCUCCACCGCUCUGCAGCUCUGGCUGUAGGAUUGGUUCAAACACUUCUAGGUUGAAACUCUUUUGUGUCUCAAUCCUGGAAAUUCUUGGAAUAAAGACAGCUUUCAGUCCCUGCAACCCCAACACAAUCCUGAGGAAAGUAACACCACUGUUACCGAAUAGCAGAAUACCAGAAGGGCAGGUCCGAUGCUCAGCUCUCAUCCUGGCCUUACCCCAUGACUUACAAGGGGAUCCCACUUUCCUACCUCUAUUUAAAUGACCACCUAAAGAGCAGAAUAUUAACAAGCAAAGUAGAUUUAAACAAUGCUUUAUUCCCACUUUUCCUCACUGCCAUCAUGUAACCAGCCUUAAAAAUGGAUUCAUUUCUUUUUACUUACUAUGGAAACAUUGGACAACUGUUUUUAUCUGAUGAUUUUAAGCUGAACUUGAGGGACCAGUUCCUAUUCUGAAACACUAAAACUCUGUAUCAUCCUAUAUAGCAGUGCAUGGCAAAAAAAAAAUGUCUUUAUAGUUUUCAUUUCUCAUUGGAAAUAUUAUCCUGCAUUGUAGCUAUUGGAGGCUCCCAAGUACUGAUAACUAGACGGAAAAUCCCAAAAGGACUUGGGGAGAAAACCAGAUGUAACCUCACCAACUGUGCACCACCAACAGGAGUAUUUGCUUUGGCAGAGCCAAGGCGGCCCCCACAAUUUCCUAUGUCCCUUAGCAUGUGGCAAUAUUUAUUUAUUUAUUUGGAAGAUUUUGCCUAUCACUCUAUGUUUAUAGAUAUUUAUAAAGAUGUAACCUCACCUUUAUUCUUUCUUCUGAUUGUUUAAAGGAAAAAUAAAAUUUCUCU
Messenger RNA from Choloepus didactylus (southern two-toed sloth), 2506 nucleotides. It is a transcript of the gene FGF23, whose product is annotated as fibroblast growth factor 23. The transcript is spliced from 3 exons. The record is from RefSeq and is a predicted model, not a curated record. The coding region runs from base 77 to 817 and encodes 246 amino acids. Gene Ontology annotation, biological process: animal organ morphogenesis; positive regulation of cell population proliferation; positive regulation of gene expression. Gene Ontology annotation, cellular component: cytoplasm. Gene Ontology annotation, molecular function: growth factor activity; type 1 fibroblast growth factor receptor binding. NCBI's taxonomy places the organism in Eukaryota, Metazoa, Chordata, Mammalia, Pilosa, Megalonychidae.